AUGAAACUCAUAAUUGUGUGCACACUGUUGUGUGCCCUGGUGGCUGUGUCCUUGGCAGGACCUGUUAAAAAAUUCCAAAUCGAUAGUUCGGAGAGUUCAAGUGAUGAAAGUCGGGAAGAAGUGCCUUUGAAGAAAGUGAAUAGCCUCAAUAAAAAAGUAGUCCAAGACAGUUCCUCCAGGGAAUCGGUGGAAGAUGAGCAGCCCAAAGCCAAAGAUGCUGAUUCUAGUGAAGAAAGUGAUGAAAUAAAAUCCGAGGUUAAAAUCCAGUAUGUUGUCAGAGAUAUUGCACAGGAUGAGGAUAACACCAUGGGCAAGGAAGAUGAAUAUACGGUAGUUGUGGUGGAUGAUGAUGAGAAUACGGAGGACAAUCUGAUUGGUGGUCGUGCCAAACGUUCCAUUCAUCCCGAUUUACCCAACCACAAUCAUAUUCGUGUCAAAGAUUUGGGCACCAUUGAAAAUGAGAAAUUUGCCAAAUUAAAAAGGGCCCGACGCAGCAGCAGUGCCAAGUCAUCUGAAGAGGAUUCUUCCGAGGAGAAAGGAGGUGAGAAACCAGGUGAAGCUCCAGCUGAGGAAGUGAAACAUGAGGAAGCUGCAGCCAGACGUAGAAGAAAAACUGAUUCCUCAUCGGAAGAAUCUUCGGAGGAGAAACAAGCACCGGCUGAGAAGCCCAGUGAAGCUCCUGCUGAGGAAGCCGUACAUGAGGAAGCUGCCAGACGCCGGAGAGAAGCAGAUAAGUCAUCUGAAGAGAACUCAUCGGAAGAGAAUAAAGUCGUAGUCGCCGAAAAACCCAGUGAAGCCCCUGCUGAAGAAGUGACACAAGAAGAGGCUGCCAGACGUCGCAGAGAAGCUGAUAAAUCCUCCGAAGAAUCUUCUGAGGAGAAACAAACACCUGCUGAAAAACCCAAUGAAGCUCCGGCUGAGGAAGUAAAACCUGAAGAAGCUGCCAGACGUAGGAGAGAAGCUAAUAAGUCUUCAGAGGAAGAUUCUUCGGAAGAAAAGAAAGCCGAUGCUGAAAAACCCAAUGAAGCUCCCGCUGAGGAAGUAAAACAUGAAGAGGCUGCCAGACGUCGGAGAGAAGCUGAUAAGUCUUCAGAGGAAGAUUCUUCGGAAGAAAAGAAAGCCGAUGCUGAAAAACCCAAUGAAGCUCCCGCUGAGGAAGUAAAACAUGAAGAGGCUGCCAGACGUAGAAGAAAUGCUGACAAAUCCUCCGAAGAGGACUCCUCGGAAGAGAAGAAAGCCGCUGCGGAAAAACCCAAUGAAGCCCCAACAGAUGAAGUAAAACACGAAGAGGCCGCUGCUAGACGCCGCCGAAAUGCCGACAACUCCUCUGAAGAAUCUUCUGAGGAAAAACAAGCACCCGCUGAAAAACCCAAUGAAGCUCCUGCCGAGGAAGCAGCUAGACGUCGCCGCAAUGCUGAUUCGUCGGAAGAAAACUCAUCCGAGGAAAAAAAUCAACCCAAAGAAGAUCAGGCAGAAAAUGCCAUUGCCAGACGGCGUAGACGUCAAACCCUUUCCGAUGACCUCUACGUGAGUGAAGAGUUACCGAAAAUUCGCAACAUUGUUCGUGAUGUGGAUUACAAUGAAGUGAUUGUGUCGCUCAGCGACGAGGAAAAACAAAAAGAAAAUGGAAAAUAUUUAAUUGUUGAUAACGAAGACGAAGAUGAAGAAAACGAAAACGAGGAAGAUCGCAAUAAAUCCGAGGAGGCCAAAAUCGAGCUGAACGAUUUGCCGGAGAAAACCAAACAAAGUUCCGAGGAGGAUUAUGUCAAGGGUUGUGAGGGUAAUGAUGCCUCCAACGAAUCGAACGAAUGGAAUGAGACCACUUAUGAUUAGAG
Molecule: messenger RNA, 1835 nt
Organism: Musca vetustissima
Lineage: Eukaryota; Metazoa; Arthropoda; Insecta; Diptera; Muscidae
Product: nucleolar protein dao-5-like
Exons: 1
Coding region: 1-1833 (610 amino acids)
Source: RefSeq, a predicted model, not a curated record